Messenger RNA from Galeopterus variegatus (Sunda flying lemur), 462 nucleotides. Its product is annotated as interleukin-18 receptor 1-like. The transcript is spliced from 4 exons. Gene Ontology annotation, molecular function: interleukin-18 receptor activity; interleukin-18 binding. The annotation marks the transcript as partial. The record is from RefSeq and is a predicted model, not a curated record. Gene Ontology annotation, biological process: positive regulation of type II interferon production; interleukin-18-mediated signaling pathway. Lineage: Eukaryota; Metazoa; Chordata; Mammalia; Dermoptera; Cynocephalidae.
AUGCAUGAUAGAGAAUUACCCUUGACACUUUUGGUACUUGUAUUUAUUAGCAUCUCAGAAAGUUGCCAAGUAUUUGGUGUCCUUGGCAUAGAGGACAAAAGAUUCACAGGAAUGGGAUCAGUAAAGAGGGUGCAUACGAAUGAAACAACCACCAUAAGAUGGUACGAAAGUAGCAAAUCCCGUGGAUGUGUUGAGCUAAACCCAAGCAGUUCACCCAGAAUUACUUUGCACAAUUACAUUCUGGAGUUUUGGCCAGCGGAGCUGGAUGACUGGGGAUCUUACUUUUUCCAAAUGGGAAAUGAUACUCAGGAAUGGAAAUUAAAUGUCAUCAGAAGAAAUAAACACAGCUGUUUUACCAAAAAACUGGUAAUUAGUAGAAGAGUGGAAGUUAAAAGAUCUUUGCAGAUGACCUGUAACAAUAGUUACUGUCAAAAACUGGUCAACAGAACAUCAUUGUACAAG